This is a messenger RNA of Halichondria panicea, 3645 nucleotides long. Its product is annotated as bromodomain-containing protein 3-like. The transcript has 19 exons. The record is from RefSeq and is a predicted model, not a curated record. NCBI's taxonomy places the organism in Eukaryota, Metazoa, Porifera, Demospongiae, Suberitida, Halichondriidae. Gene Ontology annotation, cellular component: chromatin; nucleus. The coding region runs from base 78 to 3353 and encodes 1091 amino acids. Gene Ontology annotation, biological process: chromatin remodeling; regulation of DNA-templated transcription.
CUAUAAAAAAGAUGAAAGACGUAUCAAAUCUUGAUUUUCAAGUAGUUUACACACGACCCUGACAGAAGAAGUGAAAGAUGGAUCCAAUGCAGAGCUCUCUUGUGGAAAGCCAUCCGCCUCUAGAAACUGCUGGGUCCACCUCUGCUUAUGGCGCAGAUGGGUUCAAAACUACUACGCUACAAGUACGAAGCCUACCUCCUCAGAUGGUACCCAACCUGCAAGUGGGAACGUCUUCAGCCGCCAUUAGAGUCGCCAAUUUAGAAGUCAAUUCAGAGAGCAUCAUAUCAAAAUCAUCCAUAGCAACCGCACAAGUCUCACCAGGUUAUCAUAUCACUCCCACGACGAUGAAGAAAGUGUCACAUCUCGAGAGAAUUGCCGCACAAUUACAAGCUAAUAAAUUACCUAAAGUAACGGAAGUCAAAACAGAAGCUAUCACUACGAGUGGACUCACUACAACUAACUCAUUGCUGCAGAGAGGCUCAGAUGCGAGUCAACCAAAGUCUGUUGCCACGUACAACAAAAUGGUUGACGUGACGACGGUAUCGCCAGUAGCAACCAAUGCAGCCCAGGAGAGUAUACUAGGAAAAAGAAUAAGAAGACAAUCGUCGAAAUACGAAGACUAUGAACAACAUUCAAUAACAUCACCAAAAGUGCUGACCCCCGAGGUGGUUGGCAGGAAGAGCCUGGGAAGACAAACCAAUCAGCUUCAGUUUCUACUCAAGAGUGUUCUCCGAGUGUUAUGGAGACACCAGUAUGCCUGGCCAUUCCAUAAACCUGUAGACCCUGUUGCUCUUGGUUUACCAGAUUACUUCAAAGUCAUCAAACGGCCUAUGGAUAUGGGUAUUAUCAAGAACAAACUGGAGCAGAACUUAUACCACAGCGGCCAAGACUGCAUCAAUGAUUUCAGACUCGUGUUCAGUAAUUGCUACACAUAUAACAAGCCAACAGAUGUAAGAAUUGAUACUACUGAUAUCACCAUGAUGUGUCAAACUGUGGAGAGAAUUUUUGAGCAGAAACUCCCAAAUAUGCCCAAAGAGGAGGUGGAAAUCGCUGCCACUCCAAAGGGCAAAAAGGGAGGAAAACUUAUCAGAAAGUCUGAGUCUACCACACCCUCUGUGCCCACCCCCCCUCCGGCUCCAGUAGCUGUGCACAAAGCAACGGCAGCUGUCAGUCUAUCCACCCCUUCCGUGUCGACCACUGUCACGGCUCCUCAACAACUUCUCAAGGGUCGCCGUGGUGUCAAGAGGCAGGCGGACACGACCACUCCCUCCACUGGUCAGCCAAGUCCCAACGCAGUCCUUCCUCCUAUCCCCCUCGUACCCCAGCGUAGAGAGUCCACUAGACAGGUGAAGAGGCCUAAGAUGGACCUCCCUGGAGAGUCAACACAGUCACAGAGGAAGCAAAAACCACUCUCAGUACAGCUCCGGUUCUGCAGUACUUUACUCAAGGAGAUACUGUCAAAGAAACACGCGGGCUAUGCCUGGCCAUUCUACCAACCUGUGGAUGCCCAAUCCCUGGGGCUGGCUGACUAUCACACCAUCAUCAAGAAACCAAUGGACCUAGGAACAGUCAAGAAAAAUUUGGAAGAGCGAGUGUACAAGAAUGCCAAUGAAUUUGCAGCUGACAUCCGGCUCAUUUUCACCAACUGUUACAAGUACAACCCACCAGAGCAUGACGUCGUCAAAAUGGGCAGAUUAUUACAGGAAGUGUUUGAGUUGCGUUUUGCCAAGAUCCCAGAUGAGCCUCCUCCUCCGCCUAAAGAGAGCUCCUCUGAUGAUAGUGGGACAGAGGGAAGUGACGAGAGUUCAUCAGACGAAGAGGAAGACUCGGAGAGUGAGGACAAGAGAGCAGUGCAGCUGCGCUAUCUCGAGAAACAGGUUGAAGAUGUGUAUGAGCGUCUGGCUGCUUUGACUGGAGGAGGAGGAGGAAAAAAGAAGAAGAGGAAGUCCAUUGACCCCACUGACCCAAUAUUCACACCCUUGAACGCUGCAGCUGCUCUCUUGAAUAAGAAGAAGCCAAAGAAGAAAGCAUCCAAGAAUUCCGUGUCUUUGCCUCCUCAGAAGAAACAACCUAAGAACUACUCUAAACCAGCCACACCAAUGGCUGCUCCUAAGAAGGCUUUGUCCAAACCCCCUCCCAAGAAGCGCCCUCUGAGUGGCUACCCGAGCAGCGACGAUGAAACACGUCCCAUGACUUACGAUGAAAAGCGUCAACUAAGUCAGAACAUCAAUAAGCUGCCUGGCAAGAAACUAGGAGAUGUGGUCCACAUUAUACAGAUGAGAGAACCGGAACUAAAGGACAGCUCUCCUGACGAGAUUGAGAUUGACUUUGAGACUCUGAAACCCUCCACUCUUAGAGAGUUAGAGAAAUAUAUCAACUCCAUUCUCAAGAAGCAGAAGAGACCGUCCAUUCAAAAAUCCAAGAAUCCCGAGGCCUCGGCAGCUCGUAAGAAGGCAGAGCUUGAGAAGAGACUCGAGGAUGUCAGUGGAAAACUAGGCAACAAAACCAUCAAACACAAGACCAGUAAAAGUGGUGGUCUUGGCUCCGCCUCAUUGACAGUGACUGACAACAAAGCCUCACGCCUGAGCGCUAGUAGCAGUAGCAGCAGCUCUGAUGACUCAGACGAUGAGAGCAGCUCUUCUGGUAGUGGGUCCUCCACCAGUUCCAGUUCAGACUCGGAGCAAGAUACAUCACUUAACGUUGGAGGCACACAUAAGCCAGUAUCAACCAAUAAGGCCGCUCCUAUACCUGGAGGUCACCCUUCACCGACUAAUCCUGGACAACGACCAUCAGUGAUGCCCCCUCCAAAACAACCUGUACCAAAGCCAUCCGCUGCUUCUAUCCUCUCCACCCUCACCUCCACACCCACACCCACACACCCCACACUCCCACUCCCACUCCCACUCGCACCCGAGCCAGUGAAGCCCACCCUCCUUCCUAACAGCCCUGAACCAGAACUGCCCAGUCCCAGUGUGGCAGUGAAGAAGGUUCCCAUACCAUCGGCCAACUCCAGCUUCCAGCAUUUCAGGAGACAGGCCAUGGAGAAGAAAGAGCAGGAACGACUGGCAAGGGAACAAGAAGUGGCCAAGACACAGCAGAGGAAACAUGUGGAGGAAGAACACAAGAAAGCUAAAGAAAGAGAGAAGGUCGAAAUGUCUGAGCCGAGGUCAGAUGGUUCAUCUCCCGGAGGGGAGGGGGGCAAGGUUACCGACGGCGACGAAGAGGCACGUCUGAGGAGGGAGCGAAUGAGAGCAGAGCAGCGGAAGCAACGAGAGAAGAUGAAGCAGCAAGUGGACAUGACUCACCAGAUGGACAUCAUGAACCAGUUUGAAAUGGACACUCUAUCAUCAUAACCUUGUGACGUGUGUUUUGUGUGUGAGCAUGUUAUUAAACUGCAAUUUGUGUUUGUGGAGAACUUGCUCCAUAGCAACCGUACGUAUAGUCACUAUAGAAACCGAUUGCCAUGCAUUUAACCUUUUGUUCAGUUGAUUGCAAAUCUUGUUGUUUAUUAUAUGCUCUUGUGUGAUCACUGUUGGAAUAUUUAUAGGCAUAAUUAUAUUUAUUGAAUUUUUGUACAUAUAUAAUGUGAUUAAUCAACUUAUUUUAUAAUAACAGUAUUUAAUAUCAUAACACGUAUACGUUGAA